Ornithorhynchus anatinus (platypus) is the source of this 2844-nucleotide messenger RNA. RefSeq names its product DnaJ heat shock protein family (Hsp40) member B12 (gene DNAJB12). Gene Ontology annotation, cellular component: endoplasmic reticulum membrane. The transcript is spliced from 9 exons. Gene Ontology annotation, molecular function: Hsp70 protein binding. NCBI's taxonomy places the organism in Eukaryota, Metazoa, Chordata, Mammalia, Monotremata, Ornithorhynchidae. Bases 25 to 1152 code for a protein of 375 amino acids. The record is from RefSeq and is a predicted model, not a curated record. Gene Ontology annotation, biological process: cellular response to misfolded protein.
CUUCCCCUCCCCCGGCCCCCCGCCAUGGAAUCCAACAAGGAUGAGGCCGAACGGUGCAUCUCCAUCGCCCUCGGCGCCAUCCGCAACCGCCAGCCCGAGCGGGCCCUCCGCUUCCUCGAGAAGGCCCAGCGCCUCUACCCGACGCCGCGGGUGCGCGAGAUGAUAGACUCCCUCACACAGAACGGACAGUCUUCCAACGGCCAGGCCCAGGCCAAGGACGCGACCAACCCCCACCUCAGGAAAGGAGGCCCAGGAGAAUCCACGUCCACCAACGGCGAGGCAGGAGGGGAGAGCACCAAGGGCUACACCCAGGACCAGGUGGAGGCGGUGAAAAGGGUCAAGCACUGCAAAGAUUACUAUGAGAUUCUGGGCGUGACCCGCGAGGCCUCCGACGAGGACCUGAAGAAGUCCUAUCGCAAGCUGGCCCUCAAGUUCCACCCGGACAAGAACCGCGCCCCCGGGGCCACGGAGGCAUUCAAAGCCAUCGGCACGGCGUACGGCGUCCUGAGCAACCCCGAGAAGAGGAAGCAAUACGACCAGUUUGGCGAUGAGAAGAGCCAGGCCGCUCGCCAGGGGCACAGCCACGGGGACUUCCACCGCGGCUUCGAAGCAGACAUCUCCCCCGAAGAUCUCUUCAACAUGUUCUUCGGCAGCGGUUUCCCUGCCAGCAACAUCCACGUCUACAGCAACGGCCGAAUGCGCUACGCCUACCACCAGAGGCACGACCGGCAAGAGAACCAGGGUGACGGCGGCCUGGGCCUGUUCGUCCAGCUGAUGCCCAUCCUCAUCCUCAUCAUCGUGUCCGCCCUCAGCCAGAUGAUGGUCUCCAGCCCGCCCUACAGCCUGAGCCACAGGCCGUCCGUGGGGCACGUCCACCGGCGGGUGACGGACCACCUGAAGGUGGUGUAUUACGUGGGGGACUCCUUCGCCGAGGAAUUCACGGGCUCCAACCUGAAGACGGUAGAGCGGAACGUGGAGGAUGACUUCGUGGCCAAUCUCCGCAACAACUGCUGGAAAGAGAAACAACAGAAGGAAGGCUUGCUGUACCGGGCCCGCUACUUUGGCGACACAGACCUGUAUCACAAGGCACAGAGGAUGGGCACUCCGAGCUGCAGCAGAUUGUCAGAGGUGCAGGCCUCCCUGCAUGGAUAGUCCCUGCCGGCCCGCUCCUGCAGAGGUCAAACCAUGAAACACCUGGAGACUCUCUGGUGACGUGCACUGAGCCGAGGUGACGGACUUUGUAUUUUAAGAGGAAAAAAGCAAAAAAAAAAAAAAAAAAAAAAAAAACCUUACAUUAAAGAGGAUUUGGAGGAAGAGCAACGCACAACUGCCCUCCCGUCGCCCCUCUCCCUGCAGGCGCAAGAAGCGCUCAGGAUGGAAACCUUGCUUUGGGGCUACCCCUUCCUCCCACCUCCCGGCAGAGGCUCUCCCAAGACUCGGCUACCACCUCCCCAAGGACAGACGGCGGCCUUUCCCUCCCCCACCCCUCCCGGGGGGGGGGGACUAAACAUCUCUCUCUUCCCGGAAACGAACGCAGAGACCCUGGGCAGGAAGGGGGUAUCCGGAAAGGGGAAGGACAAAAAAAAAACCUCGUUGGAAUUUAAUUUAUAGCUGUAAAUAUGUUGAACUUUUAAACUAUGCAGGGAUUGGGAUCUGUUCUUCAGACGGUGCCUGCCCCAUCCUAGAGAGCAAGGCCUUUCCGGGGCGAAGUCCGAGGGGCAGCCCCAUUCUCUGCCCAGAUGGGCCUCAUUUGGAGAGGAGAGGAUUUCAGGUUUUCUCUCUGCAAGAAGGGUUGAGGGCCCAGAUUCGGAUUUGGGGGUCAAGGGGUUUGGGAAAGGGGACGGAGGCGCGUGGGGCCAGCUGGUUCCCUAACUCGGGAGGAAGGAGAGGAGGGACGCGAGCCGAGGGAAGGGCGGGCAACUCCUGUCCGCCCUGACGCAGCUUCUUCCUCCUCGUGCCCGGCAGUAUUUGAUGGGGGUCGGGGCAGCCAAGCCUGCUCUGUUUUCGCCUUAAAAGCCAGAGGCAGCUGCAGGGCCACAGGCGGGGCUCCCCACCCCACAGCCCAUCCCCUCUCCAGCUGCCCACCUAGCUCCGACCCAUCUGCGGGGGGCAUCCCGGGCCUCUCCCCGCGCCCCUCGGCUCUGUCAGCGGGGCCGGGGUCCCCGGCUGGGAGGAAAUGGAGCCCCCCUCUUCCUCUUCGUCCUCCCCUCGCUCCGAGGCGGGUCUUUCCUCGUAGUGCACAGCUCGCCCUCCCUCCCCCGUUCAGAAAGAUGGCGUCUCCCACCCUGCCGGCCCCCGGGCGCGGGCGAAGCCGGCGGCCCAACGUCCCAGGCGGAGCACUUUAACUUCUGCAGAGAGAAGGUGGGUCGCCUUGACCAAACGCAACCCGCCCCCCCCCCGUCCCGCCACCCCCGGGCUUCGAAUCCGGGAGCCGCCCGGAUCCGAAUGCCCACGCCUUCGUUUCCCAAGGGGGUUCUGCCCCAAACGGCGGCUUGGGGCAGGCGGGCUUCCACCAGGCCUUCCCGGGGUCAGCCGCGUCCCCGCCCCCACGGCUGGAUCUCCCCUUGGGCGGGGACUUCCAGCCCUGGGCUCUCCGCGGCCCCGCUCAUCCCACGGGCCUGGGAGAGGUCCCCGGCUCUGGUUUUGGAGUUUGGGGAGUUUUCGAACAGCCUUUUGACCAGGAAAUAGGAACUGGAACCCUAAGGUGGGGCCUCAGCCCAAGGGACCGGCGUCCCAAGUGAAGCCCCGAGCCUCCCCUCCCUGCUCCCCAGGCCCCCGACUCCUCCAUUAGGCAUCCUUGGUCGGCGUGAGCUAUGUGCAAUAAAGCGGAGAUCCUAAACGAGA